Molecule: messenger RNA, 1169 nt
Organism: Myxozyma melibiosi
Lineage: Eukaryota; Fungi; Ascomycota; Lipomycetes; Lipomycetales; Lipomycetaceae
Product: inositol polyphosphate kinase-domain-containing protein
Exons: 1
Coding region: 42-1031 (329 amino acids)
Biological process (GO): inositol phosphate biosynthetic process; phosphatidylinositol phosphate biosynthetic process
Cellular component (GO): cytoplasm; nucleus
Molecular function (GO): inositol hexakisphosphate kinase activity; inositol-1,4,5-trisphosphate 3-kinase activity; inositol-1,4,5,6-tetrakisphosphate 3-kinase activity
Source: RefSeq, a predicted model, not a curated record
UCAAACAACACGAUUCACCCAGCUCCACAGAAUAAUACAACAUGCAGAUCGACCUCUCCUCCGCGGUGUCGUUUGACAACAAAGUAGCAGGCCAUGACGGGGUUCUGCAAGACGCGUCCGGGAGCGUGAUCAUCAAGCCCGCGACGACGUACGAGAUUGAGUUUUACGAGCAACUGGCCGCGCAGCAUCCUUCGUUUGCCGCUGUCGUGCCGCGGUUUUACGGCACGCUGGAGUUAUCUGGCGAGCAGGGUGGUGGUAGUGCAGAGGAGAAGGGCGCGGACGGGAGUCAUAAGAUCAAGGACGCGGAGAAGGCGAUUGUGCUUGAGAACGUGACGAGCGGGUUCGUGAGGCCGUCGGUGGUUGAUAUCAAGCUUGGUCGGCAGCUGUGGGAUGCGCGCGCGAGUGCAGAGAAAGCCGCGCGAUUGGAUGCUGUGGCGGCGGCGACGACGAGCGGGUCGCUUGGGUUUCGGAUCGCGGGGAUGAAGGUGUGGGAUAGUGCGAAGGCGGAGUUUGUGGUGUAUGAUAAGAACUACGGGCGCCGGUUUGCGAAGGAGGACGUGGUGGAGGGGUUUCGGGAGUUUUUGCCGGAGAGCGUGGGGGAGAGGAGGAGGGAGAUUACGAGGAGGAUUGUGGAGGAGGUGGGGAGGAUCGCGGAGGUGUUGGAGGGGGAGGAGUCGAGGAUGUAUAGCGCGAGUUUGUUGAUUGUGUAUGAGGGGGAUGGGGAGGCGUAUGAGGAGGCGAAGGUUGCGAGAGAGGCAGUGUCAUCUGAGGAGGAGGAGGAGGAGGAGAUUGAGGUUGUGAGUGAGACGGUGGAGAUUGACGGCAGGACGGUUGAGCAGGUGUCGUUUGCAUCUACAGCAGAAGUGGCAGAAGUGGCAGGAGAGGAGGAUGAGGAUGAGGAAGAGAAGGAGGUGCUGAAGGUGAAGGUGAUUGACUUUGCGCACGCGACGUGGGUUCCGGGGCAGGGCAAAGACGUCAACAUGCUGGAAGGGGUCUACAACGUGCGGAAGCUGUUUGAGCAGCUGCUGUGAUGAGAGAGAGAAGAGGGUGAGGCUGGUCGGCGACUGUCAUCCUGAUUGCAGACGGUGCAGGUAGUUGUUUAGCAAAUCACACGGAAAAGUAGGAUCCUAAAUCACUCAUUCUCUAAAACAAAGGCUCGGAAUUGUUUC